AUGUCUGUGAAGCUACCCUUGUUCGACCUAUACAACCCAUUAUCGAAAGCAAUAGUCUCUGACCUCAAAGCAGCCCUUUAUCAAUUUGGAGCUUUCCGCCUGGUAGUCCCUGAAACAACACGUCACCGUCACGACGCUAUCAUCGAAAAUGCAAGCUUAGUUCACUUGCCAGUAAUAGUGUUCGCUCGGGAAUUUUUCAAACAGCCCAUGGCAGGUAAAGCAAACAUCACAGACUACUCUCCCCUUCGAUCGGAGCGUGUUCGCGGCCGGACUGAGAUACCCAAAGAAAGUAUCUAUUUUUUUCACCAUAGCGCCGAAUUGAAGUACCCCAAUGGACCCUGUUCCACCUUAUAUUCCUCAGUCAAAUUAUUCAAUGGGUUCCCCCUCUCCAAUAUUGAAUCUGUACUAACCCUUACUUCGAAGGAAUGGACCCCUGUAAGGCUGCAUCUGCUGGAGACGGUGUCACAAGUACUGAAUGCGAACAUCCCUCUAAGGGGCACUACGCUCCUUGACUCUGUCACGGUCGGAAUUCACCAUUAUGAUUCUCGCAACCUUUCUGACCACAGCGCUCAUUUCAAUCCUCCCCAUAUGGAUAGCGGAACAUUCACAAUUUUAUUCCGUUCUCAUCAUGAGAACGACGGCCUGGAAAUCGCUGAUCUCGAAACGACAAAAAGGAAAGACAGCGAGGGGGUGGGGGCAGAGGCAUCCUUUAUACCUGUUCCUACUGCAGGUGACGGAAUACCCGAAGUGGUCGUCUUCGCAGGCACUAGGCUCCAGCGUAUACUUGGGCGGGACCAAGUUCGGGCUUGCGUCCACAGAGUGCGUGGUCCAGGUCUAGUGUGCUGUAGACGCCCUGGGGUACAGCGCAUCAGUAUGGCAAUGUUUUGUGCUCCGGCUCCCCGAAGCUCCGAAUGA
This is a messenger RNA of Penicillium manginii, 915 nucleotides long. Its product is annotated as 2OG-Fe(II) oxygenase family protein. The transcript is spliced from 3 exons. The record is from RefSeq and is a predicted model, not a curated record. Bases 1 to 915 code for a protein of 304 amino acids. NCBI's taxonomy places the organism in Eukaryota, Fungi, Ascomycota, Eurotiomycetes, Eurotiales, Aspergillaceae.